AUGGCCGCCUCAACUCGCGCCAUCACCCCCACACAUACAGGUCACUUUGCUGCCGCAAACGCCCCGUCUACGCCUACUUCUAUAUCCUCUGUCGCGCAACCAAUUGCGACCUCCCAAAAUCUAGCCACGCGUCUCACCAAAUCCCCCCUGCCGGGACUGUCGCCGCGACUGUCUCCUCAGCCUCUGACUGGGGCUGCUGCCAUGGCAGACGAGCGUCGCCACCGGGAACAACAGGCACGAGAACUGUCUCGACAGACGAGUCCGAAUCCCGCAAUGACCGCACUCAAGACUCUGGUCGGCGCCGAUCUGUCGCCCGUGAGCCGACCAAAGGACGCGCCGCCUGCGCCAACACAGAUCAGCGAGCCUUUGGCCAAGGCGAUGAAGAGCAUCGUCAUACCAGAACAGGUGACGCAUGACAACAUGCAAACAAGUCCGGUAAGCUUGUCAAGCUUUGGCUCUGCAGACAGCACCACUGCCCCAACUGCGACCGCGACGGAGGCAACUUCGGGGCCAUUAUUGUUGGGGAGCAUACCCGUGGAUGGUGCGAUGAAUUCGACUUCGUCGAACACGCCUUACAAGGGACCGGGCGACACUCCCACGGGAAGUCGGGCGUUCACGUACCCUGGCCCUCCCCCAGCAGAACAUGAUCCGCGCGCGCCACAGCGAGGCAUGAGUCUUCCUGGCUAUCCCCAAAACAGUCCAAAAUCGCCAUCCUCCACGAAGCGCCAUAAAUGUCCUUAUUGCGCGACUGACUUUACGCGACAUCACAACCUCAAAAGCCACUUGCUCACGCACAGCCAGGAGAAGCCAUACGAAUGCCCCACAUGCCAAGCCAGGUUCCGUCGGUUACAUGAUCUGAAACGCCACACUAAGCUCCAUACCGGCGAACGACCGCACACCUGCCCGAAAUGCGGACGCCGGUUCGCGCGCGGAGAUGCCUUAGCGAGGCACAACAAAGGCCAAGGUGGAUGUGCGGGGCGAAGAUCCAGCUUUGGAAUGGACGACGAUAUGGACGGGAAGGGUGAGGAGAGUAUGGACGGCAUCUUGUAUCCCGGAGACCACGGAGAUGAGGAAAAUAUGGACGAGGACGACGAUGCAGGAAGGCGGAGGGUCAGUGAGCCAGCGCGCAAGAGGCAGAAUACCGGAAACUCGAUGCAGGGACGGUAUCACCAGCACCCAAGCACCUAUCCGCCUGUCCCGAAUCGAGUACCAAACAUGGGCAACAACAAUGCCAGGCCGAUAUAUGCAAACCCGGGCGUGUCCGGCUCGUCGCGAGACCAGUCGACGAAUCUUAGUCCCAAAAAUGCACCCUCUAGUAUCUCGUCGUUACAUGCGUACACCAACCAAUCCGGGACGUUUGCAGGGAUGACGGAAAGCCCCAAGCCCAUCUCGCCUGGCCAGACAGAUAGCCAUCACCGCUUGGGCAUAUCUGAAGCUGGUUCUCACCCCGGCGCCCGCUCUCCGAGCAUGUCCCAGCAGAUUCAUCAACAGAACUUCUCCCGCGGCGCUGGACGAGGCUCUUCGCCUAUGGGUCUCCCACCACCACCCCACGGCAACUCUAAUGCACCCCAACUUCCCUCUCUUCCCGGUCUCUCCUCGGACAUGCGGAUGAAUUUGCCCAACAAAGGCCCACAAGCGGCCGGCAAGGCGGGCCCCAGUUUGCUUCAACACCAGCAAGUCCCCGGUCCUGGAGCUCAACCCCCGUCAAAUCCAGGCAGCAUGUCCAGCCACACCACCAACAGCGGUAACAGCAUGCGCGACCAUAUGGGAGGUGGGGACAUAUGGACGCACAUCCGCGCGAUCGAGAGACGUUUCGAAAGCCAAUCAGAGGAGCAGCAGGCGCAGAUUGCACGGCUAGAGAACGAAGUUACAACCUUACGCGCACAGCUUGCGCAAGCGGGUGCGCAGGCUCAAAGCCAGACGCAACCGACGGGAGCUCAUUAA
Molecule: messenger RNA, 1944 nt
Organism: Mytilinidion resinicola
Lineage: Eukaryota; Fungi; Ascomycota; Dothideomycetes; Mytilinidiales; Mytilinidiaceae
Exons: 2
Coding region: 1-1944 (647 amino acids)
Biological process (GO): regulation of transcription by RNA polymerase II
Cellular component (GO): nucleus
Source: RefSeq, a predicted model, not a curated record